AUGUCGAAAAGGGCUGACAGAAGCACAUACGGAGUCAAUGGCAUUUCAAUAUUUUCUCCCUUUUGCCCUGAGCGCAGUCUUCCGAGCCCAGAGGUCUUUGUGCCACCGGAUGAAAUUACAGAUGAGGAGGUAGAGUACUAUCAGAUGAGCGAGGAAGACAUGGAGAUGCUUACACGACUCAUUGCCUUGGAACAGGAAAUGCUGCUCUGUCCAGAGGCCGCAGGCUUGCCCAUCAGCUAUCAUGCGGCUGACGUACUUGCUCGUAUAAGAGUCGACGACAAAAUCGAUCAUCAGAUCGCUAAAACCCCCCAGGUCCUUGUUAAGCUGCAAUACUCAAGUUGGGAUCACGGUGGCAGUUACAUCAAUACAAAAACUGAAGAUCUACAGGGCAGCUUUCCCCUUAUGCUCCUGUACGGACGAAAGCAUGGAAAAUAA
This is a messenger RNA of Dibothriocephalus latus, 435 nucleotides long. The record is from the annotation of a GenBank genome assembly. Lineage: Eukaryota; Metazoa; Platyhelminthes; Cestoda; Diphyllobothriidea; Diphyllobothriidae.